Messenger RNA from Symbiodinium sp. CCMP2456, 1578 nucleotides. Lineage: Eukaryota; Dinophyceae; Suessiales; Symbiodiniaceae. The record is from the annotation of a GenBank genome assembly.
AUGGCAACUGCAGUCGCAGGCUGGCCGGAGAGCACCUGGGAGGUGUCCAGCGACAGAUUCCACAAGGAUCCAGUCUUCAAGGCAGCUUUCAAGGCUGCACGUGCAGAGAAGAGGAGGGUCAUGCAGAUCGAAUCCAAGUGGAACCCCCCUUCCUCAGUGCGUUCCACAAUUUGCAGAUGCAGGGAAGUCUACUCAAAGGUUGGCUUCUUGUCCGAAAGCGAAGUGGCCAACCUCACUGGCAGCACGGCUAAGGCCUUGAAGCUGACACCAGGAACGGUGUCGCUGGAAGAUCGCCCCGGUGAGACGCUCAAGGGCUUCUACAUGUCGCUUCAUGGAAUGCCACCCGAGCUGCGUGGUGCGAUUCGAAAGAUCAAGCUGAUCUGGAGGAUUGCUAACCAGGUUGAUGCCUACAACCUUGAACCGCAGAACCAAGUAACGCAGGACCAGCCCAAGAAGCUUUUUCAGCGCGUGUGUGAAAAAGCGGUGGAGGGCAUGGACAGUGGCCUACGGACAGUCAACAAAUCCAAGCUGCUGUCCUACGAGGCCAUAAUGGAGAAGGCCAAGAGUCUUCAGGACCGGCAAAAUGAGGAAGAGGCUGCGGCUGCAGAUGGUGACUCUGACGCGAUGAGUGAGGGUGAGGGUGAAGAAGAAUCGCCCAAGGAGGAUGAUGAGGUUGUGGAUGUGGAGAAUGAGCGCGGGGUUGCACGGGCAGCACCUGCAAUCGGCAAUGCCUUCGCUGAAGAGAUGGCCCCCCAGCAGCCGAAGAGGAGACGCAAGUCUGGAAAGACAGUCGAUCCAGAUCUAGAGGCGGAUGCAGACGUGCAGGAAACUGACAGCACUGCGCCGGACUGGCUUGCGGAGGACAAGCCUUUGAAGACUGUGGUCUCGAAGCUUGGUCGAUUCUACCGCUGCUUCCUGAACAUGAGCCCAGAGCAAAACCUCAUCAACCGCAAGCCAGCAGGGCAUCAGAUACGAGGGGUCGGAGACUCAGUUGGCGAAACAUGCCAGAGGGUCCUUCAUGACUUCAUGCUAAUCUUCAUAGCCAGCAACCUUCAGGCCCGGACUAUCUUGGAAACCAUGGAGAAGAAUGGUUACAAGGAAGCCACCACCCUGAAGAACAGAAUCAUUCUUGUGGAGCACUUGGACAGCUUGUUGCACGGCCCAUCGUACAGUGUUGUUCCCCGAGCCGAGCUUCUCUCUCACUUGUCAGCUAUCAGCCAAGCUCAACUGUCGUUGCCGACAGAUCUCAGAAUGCAGCUGCUAGAGCGGCUGGCCAAUGACUCGCUUGCUGAUGCGCUUGAGAUCGAAGACUCCAACUCAGAGGCCUUCAAGAAGGCCUUGGAGGCUUACAUGCAACGACUGCAUGUCUGGAUGCCCGACAGAGACGGUGAGGAUUACUCGGAGGUCGACCUCAGUGCCUCCAUGGUGAUCAAGGGUGCCAUCGAAGACAUCGCCUUCAAGAAGCAGUUCGGUAAGCUGUCGCAAGCCCAGGACUUCUCUGCGUGCUUGAUGGAGGCUCUGUGCUCGGACCAGUUCUACACCUUGGUGAAGAGCGUUGGGAGAAGGAAGAAUCACUAG